Messenger RNA from Etheostoma cragini (Arkansas darter), 2342 nucleotides. It is a transcript of the gene slc2a1c, whose product is annotated as solute carrier family 2, facilitated glucose transporter member 1. The record is from RefSeq and is a predicted model, not a curated record. Bases 183 to 1643 code for a protein of 486 amino acids. The transcript has 12 exons. Gene Ontology annotation, cellular component: membrane. Gene Ontology annotation, biological process: monosaccharide transmembrane transport. Gene Ontology annotation, molecular function: hexose transmembrane transporter activity. Lineage: Eukaryota; Metazoa; Chordata; Actinopteri; Perciformes; Percidae.
UCAGGGAUGAAGACGGGAUCAACGUACAACACUCAGGAAAACUGACAAGCUGUCGCCUUUACUCCACAGCACAGGCACGUUGACGUAAAGAGGACAAGAAACUACGUUUGCAACAGAGGAAGUCAGAAGAAGAUAAAUACACCAACAUCUUGUGGGAGUGAUACCCCGAUUCACCCAAACAAAUGGCGUCGCAGGAGAGCCAUCUGACAGCCACGCUCCUGACCUCCAUCCUGGCAGCGGUGCUCGGCUCGCUGCAGAUUGGCUACCACACCGGCAACGUCAACGCUCCGGCCAAGAUCAUCGAAGAGUUUUUCAACCACACCUGGAGAGCCAGGCACAACCAGUCGAUGCCAGAUCACAGCCUGACUCUCCUGUGGUCGCUCUCUGUCAGCAUUAAAGACUUUGGAGCUUUGUUGGGCUCGCUGGGAGUCAAAUACCUGGCAGAUUCUUAUGGAAGACGUAACUCCAUCCUAAUAGUGAACUGUCUCUCUGUGGUGGGAGCAUGUCUGAUGUCCGCCUCCAAAUCCAGCAAGUCAUUUGAGGUUCUCAUCCUGGGACGCUUGGUGUUCGGUCUCUUCUGCGGCCUAGUGAUGAGUCUUAAUCCGCUCUACAUCCAGGAAGUUCCUGCUUUGUUUUACAAAUCGGCUUCACUCAAAGUACAAAAGUUCAAAGUACAACAAGGUUCCUCCUGCAUGUGUUUGCUGCAGGUGGCUGGUCUGGACACAGUGUUGGGUACAGAGCAUUACUGGGCCAUGAUGUUGUCCCUCUCGGUCAUUCCGGCCCUGACCCAGUACCUGGUGCUACCUUUCUGCCCCGAGAGCCCUCGCUACCUGCUCAUUGACCAGGGAGAGGAGAGCAAAGCAGAGGCAGCCUUGCUGAGGCUGAGAGGCAGCUCAGACAAGGUGUUUUCUGAGCUGGAAGAGAUGAAGGAAGAGGCUGCCCACACUCAGAGCGGCGUCACCAUCCACCAGUUCUUCAAGAAACGCAGAUACAAGCAGCCCAUCAUUAUCGUCCUCAUCAUCAACUUGGGCAGCCAGCUGUCCGGAUUUAAUGCGAUCAUUAAUUAUUCCACCAGAAUGUUCCAGGCCAAGUUUGAUCAGGCCAAAUACCUGACUCUGGGCGUGGGGGCUGUCAACGUGAUAUUCACUCUGGUGGCAUUCUUCCUGAUGGAAAAGGCAGGAAGGAGGAGAUUGCUCCUGACUGGUUUCAUCUCUAUAGCAGUCUGCAACUUACUUAUGACCAUAGUGGAUUCUGUCCUGCACCUGGUCCCAGAGCUGCGGAGCCUGCAGGUCCUGCUGGUUUUCUGCCUGAUUUCAGCCUAUGAGCUGGGCCCGGGCCCCAUCUCAUGGUUCAUCGCUGCCGAGCUGUUCGACCAGCCUGGCCGACCCAUCGCUAUGGCCUUCACCAGCAUGCUCAACUGGGGAGGGAAAUUUGUUCUGGCACUCCUCUUCCCUCCUUUACUGAAACUCUGCGGUGAGUACAUCUACCUCUUCUUCAUGGCUGUGGCUCUGGCCGCCUUCUCCUUCACCUGGAUUCGCCUCCCAGAGACAAAAGGCCGUACAUUCGAUGACAUCGCAGAGGAGUUCAGAGGAGCUGAGGGCAUUCCUUUGCACAAUAAUAUUGGAUUCAACACUUUCACCUGAUGCACCUUUCACCCAUUACUGAAGCUGGUCAUGGUCAUACUGUUAAAAAGGUCCAUUUACCCAAUUUACCAACUUUUUUUAAUCAGAUGUUAGUACAUUAGGUGCAACCUCAAAUACUUGUGUUUCUACUAGAACAUGUUUACAUGCUUUUAUGUUCCAAAAACCUUUUUCUCAUACUGCUGCACCUGUAUUCACUCUCUUUCUUAGAAGCUCUGUUGGAGCGCCUGACUUUUCAAGACCCCCUUCCCAAAAAGCCCAGUCUGCUCUAAUUGGUUGGCGUUUUCGCAUCUCUGCUCAUGCUGAAGUCUCAGUACACUCGGGUCAGUCUGCAACGAAGUUUACAGCAGGACUUUGUAUCGUGAAAAGACGCUUCUAAACCAGAUACUACACAACCGGACACAUUUCAGCAGUAAUGUGACCUAAAAUUUGGGAGAAAUAAACAACAUUGACAGGCAAGAUUCCAGGUUUUCCUGGCGUUGUAUGUAGCAUGUAGUUACUAUAGCUAGCAGUGGACAGUAACAGAAUACGGCAGCAUGUUCAGAGAUAACAGAUAAAAGGCUUUUAGUGUAUAACUUUUUGAUAUUAAUAAAUGUCUGUUACAUUCAAGCCAGACUAUCAGCUCCACACAACUCUCUCUGUAUUUCUCAGUAUGGCUGUGUUCCCGCGCAGAAACUCAAGUGAAGAUAAAUACUUCUUCUG